This is a messenger RNA of Castor canadensis (American beaver), 858 nucleotides long. RefSeq names its product coiled-coil domain containing 196 (gene Ccdc196). The record is from RefSeq and is a predicted model, not a curated record. Lineage: Eukaryota; Metazoa; Chordata; Mammalia; Rodentia; Castoridae.
AUGACCAGUGGUACAAACCCUUCAGGAUCUUGCUUGUCCUCAAAAAGAAGUUCUAAGAUAGAUGACAACUACUUGAAGGAAUUGAAUGAGGACUUAAAACAAAGGAAGCAGGAACUGCUAGACAUGCUAAAACCUCUAGAAGAUAAGAACAACCUCUUAUUCCAAAAGUUAAUGUCUAACUUGGAGGAAAAACAAAGAAGUCUGCAGAUCAUGCAACAGAUCAUGGCAGGGAAGGGGUAUGAUGAAUCCUCAGUCAUGGAGCUCAUUAAGGAAGCAGAGGAGAUGAAACAGAACUUGGAAAGGAAAAACAAGAUGCUUCGGAAGGAAAUGGAGAUGCUAUGGAACAAGACAUUUGAGACAGAAGAGCUUCGUGAUCAACAAAAAGCACCACAGAUAAAACCCAAGGCAGACUUGCAGGACAGAAAGGCUCCCAAAUCCCCCUCAUCACCUGUGAAGACCAAGAGUGAAAUGGAGAUACCAGUUGCAGAGAAAGUGAAGGAGAUAAGGAAGGAAAAGCAACAGAGGAAAAUGGAAUGGGUCAAGUAUCAGGAACAAGCCAACAUUCCUCAGAAUGACUUUCAUGGCAAAGUGAUUGAGCUGAGAAUUGAAGCCUUGAAGAACUACCAGAAGGCCAAUGACCUGAAACUAUCACUGUACUUACAGCAGAAUUUUGAGCCAAAGCAAGCAUUUUUAAAUCUUCCAAUGUCCCAAGGUAUUAUAGGUACUACAACUAUGGCCAGAGCAACUAGCAGCAGAAAUGAACCCAAUAUGAGAAAUCUGGAAUCAAAGACCUACGCAGAACAACAAGGAGCUACAGAAAGUCAGUCUGAUGAUGUAGAGAGAGGCUCUUUUUUCUGA